AUGACACGGCGCCGCAAUGGACCCAAUAGAAGCGUGGAACUUCUCUUCGAGCCAAAGGAGUUACAAGAGUUCCAGGCUAAGGUUGAUACGCUGCUGGAAGAAUCGAAACGAUUGCAGACUACGGCGGAGAAAGCGCAGCGAGCGAUGUUGAGCUCUCGAGCCGCCGACGCACUUGCCGUGGGACUGGCUGUUGCUGAAUUUCAGGAAUAUCUCGGCAUGUUUGGAACGCGGCUGUCGACAGUGCCGGUGGUCAACGAAGAUACGAUGCAAGAGUCUACGCGGAACAAAGUGACGAUCGGAAAUAUUCCGGCUCACUACACUCGUACCGAUGCCAUCAAGAAGCGAAACGUUGCAAGUCAGACGGCCGCUCUUCCUGCGGUCGCCGUGAACAAAGGAAAUAAGCUUGAGAAGAAGUUGCUGAAGUCGAGCAAAAAGCAGAGUCUCUCGCAUCUUGCCGAGCUUGCCGUGGCGCCUGUCGUCAAGCCGAAAUCGAAGAAGGAUGUCGUCACUGUAACGGUCAAGCAUAGGAAGCCCAAGCUCGUAUCGGAAUCGAGGGAUUGGAAAGGAGAGCAGCAUGAACUCGUCUUUGCAUAUAUGGAAUCAGCUGAAGCGGCCAUAAAUCUCGUCCGCCAAUUUCAGCGAAACCCUCCGGCCCAACUCGCCGCUUACAACGUCGUCUGGGAAAUCGCCGGAACCAACGCUUGGUCGAGGCUUUAUGCC
Mesorhabditis spiculigera is the source of this 720-nucleotide messenger RNA. NCBI's taxonomy places the organism in Eukaryota, Metazoa, Nematoda, Chromadorea, Rhabditida, Rhabditidae. The record is from the annotation of a GenBank genome assembly.